UCAUUCUCCCUCCUUUGCAGUUGGUUCAUUCUUCCUGAGUGGAGCUGAAUGUUCCGGAAUGGCUGCCUGUCAGGGGAAACUGGAGCCCCACAAAGAGCAGCGUGGAGUCAUCUACAGCCCCUCGUGGCCCAACAACUACCCCGCAUCCACCAACUGCAGCUGGUACAUCCAGGGCAACUAUGGAGAUAUCAUCACCAUCAGUUUCCAGGACUUUGAGCUGGAGGGGGCGGGUGGCUGCGGGCUGGACUGGCUGAUGAUUGGUCCCACACUGGAGCACCGCGACCACCGGCUGUGCGGCUCCGCCCUGCCCCCGCCCUUCAUCUCCGCCCGCGACCACGCCUGGAUCUUCUUCCAUUCCGACCGCCACAGCUCCGGCCGUGCCCGCGGCUUCCGGCUCUCCUACAUCCGAGGUCGGGCAGCGCAGGCCGGUUGUGACGGGGAUGAGUUCCGCUGCAGUAACGGCAAGUGUGUACUGCUCGCCUGGAGAUGCAACGGGAAGGACGAGUGCGGUGACGGCUCAGACGAGCAGACGUGCCCGGCCGCGACACCUACCCCGGUGCAGGCCCAGAGCACGGCCACGCCGCUCGCCCCCGACGGCUGCCCGGACGGGACGUUCCUGUGUGGGGUGGAGCAGACGGCUCGGUGCUUGGCGGUGGAGCUGCGAUGUGACGGGCGAGGAGACUGCGAGGACGGAGCGGACGAGGAGCGGUGCCCGGUGAACGGCUGCGGACAGACGCUGGGCGACUUCUACGGCUGGUUCUGGCCACCGGGACGGCGAGCGGCGGUUGCCCGGGACUGUAGCUGGGUGGUGGACACGGGGGACAGUCGACACUUGUUGCUGCAACUAUCUCUGCAGCUAGCGGCCGGGGACUGGCUGCGAGUGUACGACGGGCCAGUCGCCGAGCCACGCCGGCUACUCGCCACGGCCGACCGGCGCAACAACGGGCGUCCAGUCAUGGUGGAGACGUCGGGCGGGCAGCUGGCCGUCAGCUAUCACGGGGCGGCGGGCGGCUUCAACGCCACGUACCGGGUGAAGGGCUACUGCCUGCCGCAGGAGCAGCCGUGUGGUGACGGUGGCGGCUGCUACACGGACCCGCAGCGUUGUGAUGGCUGGUGGCAUUGCCCGGACGGGCGGGACGAGCGCGGCUGCGGCGGCUGCCAGGCCGAUGAGUACCCGUGUGGUGGUGGAGGCGGAGGCGGCUGUUACCCCGCCAGCGGCCGCUGCAACAACCGCAAGAACUGUGCGAGCGGCGCCGACGAGUUCAACUGCCUGACCUGCCAGCCCGGGAACUUCCGCUGCGCCUCCAACACGUGUGUGUUUGAGGAGUGGCGAUGUGACGGCCAGGACGACUGCCCCGACGGCAGCGACGAACGCGGCUGUCUGCUGCUGCUGCCGCGCAAGGUCAUCACCGCCGCGCUCAUCGGCAGCCUCGUCUGCGGCCUCUUGCUGGUCGUCGCGCUAGGCUGUGCCUUCAAACUAUACUCGCUGCGGAGCCGCGACUACAGGGCCUUCGACACUCCGAUGAGCCGGCUGGAGGCGGACCUGGUGCAGCGGGAGGCUCCCCCGUCAUAUGGGCAGCUCAUCGCCCAGGGUCUCAUCCCCCCUGUCGACGACUUCCCCACCUACAACCCGGCGCAGCUGUCGGUGUUGCAGAACCUGCGCUCGGCGAUGCGGCGCCAGAUGAGGAGGCACUCGAUGCGCCGGGCGGCGGGCAGCGGGCGGCUGCGGCGGGUGUGGAACCGCUUCUUCCAGCGGCCUCGGGGCUGGGGAUUGAUCCCGCUCCUCACGCCCAGUCACGGGCCGCCCUCAUCCCGCCCGGGCGGGGCCGAUGGCGGGGACAGCAGCCGGGCAAGGACCCGGGGAGAGCCCGACCCCGAGUCCGACACGGACGCCGAGACGGACCGACAGGUGGGGGCGGCGCGGGGGGGCGGGGGCCCGGGCUCUCCCCCCGAACCGCGGCCUGGGUCGGCGCCAAAGCCGCCCCCAAGGCCCGGGCGGUCGGAGCCGGCGACCGGGCCGCGCCGCGCACCCGUAGCCGUGGAGACCCGGAGCGGGACGCGGAGGGUGGACGCCCCGAGCCCGGUCCCCGGCGCCACUGCCCGUCGCUGGUGCGCUCGGGCCGCGCCCGGGUGAUGAGUCUGGGCUCCGUGCGUCUCACCGUGUACGAGGUGUGUUACGCCCCGCCGCCCCGCACAGACACCGCCCCGCCGCCGCCCCACA
Messenger RNA from Leucoraja erinaceus (little skate), 2221 nucleotides. RefSeq names its product low density lipoprotein receptor-related protein 3 (gene lrp3). The record is from RefSeq and is a predicted model, not a curated record. Lineage: Eukaryota; Metazoa; Chordata; Chondrichthyes; Rajiformes; Rajidae. Gene Ontology annotation, molecular function: protein binding. Gene Ontology annotation, cellular component: plasma membrane.